AUGUUCUCUUCUAGUAAAGUACCGUCAAACAAUUUAUGUUUUUAUUUACGAGAUAAUACUUAUAAAUUAUCUUCUCCAGAAAGACAAUCAAUUGAUCUUGUAUCAGCUAUGAAUAUUUUCGAAUGUCAACAAAAGCAAAAAUUUUGUCUAAGUUUUGAAAAUUCUCGACGAAUGUUGCAAUGGUUAAUGCAAGAUAGCAGCAAGCAAGGCGACCAAAAAAUUUCUACAAGUUUACAAAAACAAAUUCAAGAAAUUCAGGAAAAAGACAUUCCGAAAUACAAUAAAAGAGAUGAAACGAGUAGCGGAUAA
Molecule: messenger RNA, 309 nt
Organism: Brugia pahangi
Lineage: Eukaryota; Metazoa; Nematoda; Chromadorea; Rhabditida; Onchocercidae
Source: the annotation of a GenBank genome assembly